Molecule: messenger RNA, 1028 nt
Organism: Gymnodraco acuticeps
Lineage: Eukaryota; Metazoa; Chordata; Actinopteri; Perciformes; Bathydraconidae
Product: cellular retinoic acid-binding protein 1
Exons: 5
Coding region: 239-571 (110 amino acids)
Biological process (GO): fatty acid transport
Cellular component (GO): cytosol; nucleus
Molecular function (GO): fatty acid binding
Source: RefSeq, a predicted model, not a curated record
CCUGAAGAGAAAGGGAGCGGAGGAGACAGACGACAGGAGACGAAAGGCUGAGACACAUCCAGAACCCCACAAGAAAAAAUGCCCAAUUUUGCAGGCACCUGGAAAAUGAAAAGCAGCGAGAAUUUCGAAGAUUUGCUCAAAGCUCUGGAGGCAGACAGAAAAUGUGACGUGACACAACUCAAUAUCAAGUGAUAAAAUACGGACAAAGUAGUUCUUAGUGGUUAAAGGAGUGAACGCAAUGCUGAGGAAGGUGGCGGUGGCGGCUGCGUCCAAGCCCCAUGUGGAGAUAAGGCAGAACGAUGAGCACUUCUACAUCAAGACCUCCACCACCGUCCGCACCACGGAGAUCAACUUCCUCAUGGGAGAGGAGUUUAAUGAGGAGACGUUGGACGGCAGAAAGUGUAAGAGCUUGGCCACUUGGGAAACAGAAAACAAGAUGUACUGCAAACAGACUCUACUGAGCGGGAACGGCCCGAAGACCUUCUGGACCCGAGAACUCAAUGGGGAUGAACUCAUACUGACUUUCGGAGCCGAUGAUGUGGUGUGCACGCGCAUCUACGUACGAGCAUAGCAGAAGUCCACAAGUUCAAAUAUCCUCAAACAAUUGUCAGUGUGAGAAAUUUCACAUAAAAUCAACAUUUUCUAAUUAACUGUUUAGACAUUCAAUAUUUACCAUCUUCACAAAAGUCACAAUUUCAGAUGUUACCGUUUUUAUCAAUUUUUGUAUGUAAUUAUCUAGCAUUGGAAAUCGAACAAAUUAUCUUUUGUUUGUUGAGUUAAAGAGUGUAUGCUUUUGUGACAGUAGAAAAGUCAAAAAGGCAGAUAUAUCACCUGAUGAAGAACUUACGGGUUGACCUUUUUCUUUAAAAAAGAAACAAGUGGCCCUUAUCAUAAAAACGCUGUCAAAAAUAAAAAGAAGGUGGUCAACUAGAUUUCUUACUAUUUAACGUAUAGUUUAAUGCCCAACACCAUACUAACACUCAUGUACAACAUCAUAAAAGUCCAGACACAUUAAAACAAAGUACAAA